Molecule: messenger RNA, 2808 nt
Organism: Vespula pensylvanica (western yellowjacket)
Lineage: Eukaryota; Metazoa; Arthropoda; Insecta; Hymenoptera; Vespidae
Gene: fok
Exons: 2
Coding region: 822-1256 (144 amino acids)
Source: RefSeq, a predicted model, not a curated record
UUCAAGUGUACGGGUACCACCCGUAUGAAUGGAAGGGGUAAAUCAUCAAGGACAAGGAGACACGAUGCUAAGAAGAGUGAGAGGGAAGUUAUAGGAAAGUGAAGUGGUGGGAGGAAAACUAUAGAGAAACGAGAGAGAAAAAGAGAGGGAGAGACAGACAGAGAGAGAUAGAGAGAUCGAUAGGCUAAACAUACGUGCCGUCAACGAGGUCCGCCAGUUUAAAACAAGACGUUCGAGGAGAUCUUGCGUUUCUCGUGAUCAUCGAAACUACGUUCUUACCUACGUUGUUUACUAUUCAACUAUUGCAACAUAGUAACAUAUUGUUGUAACUCCAAUCAAAAAAACAUCAUCGUUAUUCGAAAAUAUCAAAUACGAUAUAAAUAUAAAAGAAAAUAUACAUAGAAAAUAAUUAUUGUACGAAUUGAAAAAUCUCACAAAACUGUCUUGGCUGGUCUAAUAGACAAAACAAAAGGAUAGAAGAUAUAUUUUUAAAAGAAGAAUAAAAGAGAGAGAGAGAGAGAGAGAAUAAAAGAAGUUGUUAACUUCGUAACGAUAUCCUUGAGUUAAUAUCAGUAAGAAAUAUGUCAUUGAGUUUACUAUGCUAAUUAUUACGAGCUAAUUGUAAUAAUAGAAUAGAGAAAGAGAGAGAACGAAACUCCGAUGUUUGCGAAACUCGGCUUUUAAAAAAUAAAAAAAGAAUAGAAUAGAAUUGUACAUGAUGAACUAACUUCUACUUUGAAGAUUUUCAAAAGAAAACUCAAACAAAAACAGAAAAAAAAGACUAGCAACAAAUAUAUAAAUUUUCCGUAGAAAUAAUAACAAUGGAUCUCGUCUAUAUUCCUGAAGUAUUAACCUACGGAUCGUUUAGAAGCCCAUUAUAUCAAGAUUACGAGCAACCUUGGAACAAGAAUUAUUUUGGUCAUGAACAAUCAUCGAAAAGUCAACGUCUCCAACAAAAACCAUCACAGGAAUAUUAUCAACAAAGAAAACAGAUUACGAAAAACUGUCAUUUGUGUCGUGAAAACAAACGACGAAGUCUCGCUCUUUAUAUAAGGGAAAAAUCACGAAGAAGUUCUUGUCAAGAAAUUCAUGAAGAAAUUGAAGAAAUCGAGGAAGAGGAAAAUAAAACGAUAACGAAUGAAAAAAAAGAAUUAACUGAUAAAACCCAUGACAGUAAUGUAUCGUUCACUGGAAACGAUCAGAGGUUAUACGAAACGAAAGAAAAGCUUGCAAAUAAAUGCAUAACACAAGAGUGAAACUCCUUAAGGUAUUUGUGCCGUCCAUUAUGUUCGUAUUAAGAUUUUUUCUUCGCAAAAAAAAGAAGAAAGAAAGAGAAAGAAAGUUAAUCAUAUAUGUAGAUAAAAAAAAGCGUAUUAUUUUUUCAUUUGCAAACUUUUGUCUCUUUAUCUUAUCGUAAAUUUAAAAUAUAAGAUUACAUAACCUUGUCAUUUUCACAUUAUCUUACUCUUGCAUUGUCAACUAGCUUAUUCAGCUAUACACAUACAUACGCGCAUACAUACACACAUUCAUUCAUAUAAAUUAGUUAUAUCAGUUAACAUGAUCAUGUUAAUAUUCUAUACAAAUAUAGAAGCAAUCAUUUUGUGCCAAGUUUAACUUUUUUGUUAUCAUUAAAGUAUUCGAAACGAAACUUCAAAUUUCUCCUAACUAUAAUAUUUGAUGUAGAAUACUAUACAAGACUGAAUGAGUAAUGAUCAGUACAAAUAUGUAAAGUUUCGUCCCUUUUUCGAUGAAUCAUAACAAUUACAAUCAUCUGAUUACUAUUCUCGACAAUAAUAACGAAUUUAAAAUAACUAAUAAUUUUUCUACAAUUAUAUAUAUUAUAGUAUCUUGUGGCCAUUUUGAAAUAUUCCAUUAAACUUCUAUUUGUAAGGAAAUUAGGAAAAAUAUCCAAAUUUUUUAUGUAUUCCCCCAAAAGUUUUAUAUAAAUAUUUGUAGUUCACAUUUUGUGAAAGAAGAAAGAAAAAUAUCUAAUUUUUCGCAUUUAACAUCGUUAUUAUUAUAUAAAAAAUAAAUUUUUUAAUGAUGUAAUUAUAUAAAACUCAUAAUACACAAUAUGCAUGUUGUAUUUGCGAUUUAAUGAAUUAUAUAUAUAUAUAUUUCUAUAUAUAUAUUGUAAUAAAUAUAUAUAAAUAAAUAAUAAAUAUUAAACAUGUUAUUCAAACAUUUAAGGUUAUUUCAUUUGUAUAUUGAUUGUUAUAAAUUCUGAAAAUUUUUUUUAUAAAUUUUGAGUUUAAGGUUAUAUUUAUACACAAAGCAUAGCUCAAGGACGAACGUAUCGUAUGACACGUGUUUCCAUUUACAGUUCUUUCGAUAUUCAAUAUAAUAUUCGAAUGAAGCACAAUAUGAUUAUUAUGAUGGUUUUCAGACUUUCUGAUAAUAUUGGGAUAUUAUCGAUAUAAUGAUGUUUAUCAUUAAAAAUAUUGAAAUAUAAUCUAUCUAUAUUUUUAUAGACAAUGGCAUAUAUACCCAGGCAAAGAUAAAAAAUAAUUUUGUUUCUUAUCAUAUCGAUUUGAAAAACAUUUCUAUAUAUAUGUGUAUGUAUAUGUAUAUGCAUAUGCAUGAUGAUAGUGGACCAUCUGUGGACCCAUUAAGGCAAGGCAACAAACGAGAAAGUACGUAAAAGAUUCGAACGAACUUACGUGAGUCCGCUCACGUACCCAUCAUUCGUCUUAUUGUCAGUCGAUGUUGACUAACGCUAAACUGACGUCCACGAUGUGUUGUUAAUAUCGUCAGCUUAGUAGAUACGUUCUUAAGAAAUAUAUGAUAAAGUCGAUGAAGUAAAUGAAA